Messenger RNA from Lobosporangium transversale, 5790 nucleotides. RefSeq lists its product as hypothetical. NCBI's taxonomy places the organism in Eukaryota, Fungi, Mortierellomycota, Mortierellomycetes, Mortierellales, Mortierellaceae. Gene Ontology annotation, biological process: activation of GTPase activity; nucleocytoplasmic transport. The transcript is spliced from 3 exons. Gene Ontology annotation, molecular function: small GTPase binding; GTPase activator activity. Bases 1 to 5790 code for a protein of 1929 amino acids. Gene Ontology annotation, cellular component: perinuclear region of cytoplasm; nucleus; cytosol. The record is from RefSeq and is a predicted model, not a curated record.
AUGAGUGAAUCUGAAUACCAACAAUUCCGGCUUGCCGACACCAUUGAAGGAGUUCGUGUCAGGACUACUACCUCCGCCAACAAUGACAACGGCUCGCUAUAUUAUGUGAGCUUGCAAGACAUUCGAGUCGUGUUUCCAGAUGCACUGCAGUUCAAAUUGGAUGGGAUUCCCAUCCCAUUCCUUGAAGACCCUGAUGGCAACAGAAUCGAACCUGCGCGUAUUGCAUACCAUCCUUACAAGAUCCUGGACGUGAUUACAGAAGUACCCCAGUUCGGUAACAGCAACAGCAACAAGCUUGAACAGAUUAAAGGGCUAUUGGAGACUACAGAGAAGGACGACGAAAUACUUAAAGCGCGUUCGGAGAUGCUUAAACUGCAAUUGGAGACAGUUACUUCGCAACAUCAAGCACGCGACAGACUUACUAUCCUUCAAAAGCAUGCUAAUGCUAUCCUUGCCCAGAGUGUUGAGCUACACGAUUGUCCAAUCCCUCGAUUAUUUAUAGUUUUGCCCGUCGGCACCGCCAGGUGGGAUUCAUCGGAUAUCUUGAGGAACAAGCUCCGCCUUCAUUUCCUGUGUGAAGGAGAGGAUCAUACCGUAAAGACAGGCAAGAGCGACCAGGAACAAAUCCAUCUUGCUAAACAUGAAGGAUAUGAGAUUCAAAAUAGAAUGGAGUUCUUCCACAAGUACGGAACGUACAUACUCAUCCUUUUACAAUGGCUCAAGUUGGAGAAGCCCCCGGCCCCUCUGGUCGAUGCUAUCAAUCAUUCAAUCGAGUAUAUGAUGGCGCUCACUAUUGAAUAUCCAAUCUUGAAAAACAUCAACUCAAUCGACGACUAUGAGGAACUUGAAGUAGUAGAUCUCCAACAGCUGAGCACAUUCCUUCAAAUCGAUGAUGAAGAGCAACGUGGCAACUUGCAUAGGAUCAUGACAGAAGCAGGGCAUGUCAAAUGGGUUUGUCUGAACCACUAUCUUGCCGUGUAUCAUGAAAAAGGAUAUCGAACCUCUCCAAAUAUAAUGAUGGAUGGCUGGAAAUAUGACUCGCAUCUUGGUAAAUUGGUUUACGUAUUGGAAUCAAGGACUGAAGCGAAAUACUUCUUCAAAGCCCUGACCGAGAUAAGCUGUGUUUAUGAACUGGAUAUCACACUCAGCUGUGACUGGACCAAGACUGAACUUAAAGCAUUUGAGUAUGCACUAAAGAAGUCAAGUGUAUCGAUUCUUAGGCUUGAACUUGGAUCGUUUCAAGAAGGCAUCAACCGGCCACUACUCAAAAGAUCCAUGCGAUAUGAAAUACUUGCUCGCAUCAUGAGACUUAAAAAUAUGAAAAUGAUUCAUAUUGUUCUACCAUCAAAUUUCAUAAAAGAUUCCGCUCUACGACCCGAGACACCACCGCACCCUCAUAACUUAACCAUUGAGAUAAGCCCUUGGAGCAACGUAGCAAGUGUAUCUCAAGUACCUGGAAGCCCACUCAAGACCAAAGCAGCUUUACUCGCCUUGGGCUUGAAGAAUAGCUUAAUUGGGAAGGGAGCGCCCUCUAAAUUUCCCGGGACGCUUAAGACUAUCAGCUAUUUCACCGCUUUAGCCUUGACAGACAGCUCGAUUGGAGAGGAAGCAGUUCGUGCACUAUCAGAAGAACUCAAAAAUAAUACAACCUUAACUAUGUUAGACUUAACAGACAGCUCAGUUGGGAAGGAAGGAGCCCUUGCACUGUCAAAGGCGCUUGAGACCAACAGAGCUUUAAGCGCUUUGGACUUGACGGGCAACUCAAUUGGGGAUGAAGGGACUCAUGUACUCUCAAAGGCACUUAAGAUCAACAAAACUUUAACCACUCUGAACUUGACGAGAAACUCAAUUGGGCAUGAAGGAGUUCGUGCACUAUCUGAGGCACUUAUGGCUAACAGAGCUUUAAGCACUUUGGACUUGACGGACAACUUAAUUGGGGAUAAAGGGACUGGUGUACUCUCAGUGGCGCUUAAGAUCAACAAAACUUUAAUCACCUUGAACUUGACGGGUAACUUAAUUGAAUCUGAUGGGGCUAGUUCACUCUCAAUAGCACUUCAGAUCAACGGCACUUUAAGCACUUUGGACUUGACGGGCAACAAAAUUAGGGAUAAGGGGGUGCUUGCACUCUCAGAGGCACUUAAGGCCAACAUAACUUUAAGCACUUUGAGCUUGGCUGGAAACUCAAUUAGGUAUGAAGGAGCUCGUGCACUGUCUGAGGUACUUAUGACCAACACAACUUUGACCACUCUGGACUUGAUGAAUAACUUUAUUGGGAGUGAAGGGGCUAUUGAACUGUCAAAGGCACUCUUAUCCAACAGAACUUUAACCACUCUGGACUUGAUGAACAACUUUAUUGGAGAUGAAGCGGCAACGAUGCUGUCAUCGGUACUCGAAUCCAACAGAACUUUAACCACUCUGGACUUAUCGAGCAACCCAAUUGGGGAAAGAGGGGCUAUUGAACUGUCGGAGGCACUUAAGGUCAACACAACUUCGACCAUUCUGGGCAUGGAGUGUAGUUCGUAUGCGAAAAAAGUAGCUCUGAUGCUGUCAAAGAGCACGACACUGACCAGGUUGGACUUUCGUAAAAAAUUCAUUGGGGAUGAACGAGCUCUUGUACUGUCAGAGGCACUCAAAAUCAACACAACUUUAACCAGUCUGGUCUUGGCAAACAACAACAUUAAGGAUAAAGGAGCUCUGGCACUGUCAGAGGCACUCAAGACCAACACAACAUUAACCACUCUAGAGUUGGCACAGAACAAGAUUACGGAUGAAGGAGCUCUGGUACUGUCAGAGGCACUCAAGACCAACACAACAUUAACUACUCUAGACUUGGCACACAACUUUAUUAAGGAUGAAGGAGCUCUGGCACUGUCAGAGGCACUCAAGACCAACACAACUUUAACCGCUCUAGACUUGGCACAUAACUAUAUUAAGGAGGAAGGAGCUCUAGCACUGUCAGAGAUACUCAAGAGCAACGCAACUUUAAUCACUCUAGACUUGGCACACAACGACAUUACGGAUGAAGGAGCUCUGGCACUGUCAGAGGCACUCAAGACCAACACAACUUUAACCGCUCUAGACUUGGCACAUAACUAUAUUAAGGAUGAAGGAGCUCUGGCACUGUCAGAGGCACUCAAGACCAACACAACUUUAACCACUCUAGACUUGGCACAUACCUAUAUUAAGGAUGAAGGAGCUCUGGCACUGUCAGAGGCACUCAAGACCAACACAACUUUAACCGCUCUAGACUUGGCACAUAACUAUAUUAAGGAGGAAGGAGCUCUGGCACUGUCAGAGGCACUCAAGACCAACGCAACUUUAAUCACUCUAGACUUGGCACACAACGACAUUAUGGAUGAAGGAGCUCUGGCACUGUCAGAGGCACUCAAGACCAACACAACUUUAACCAGUCUGGCCUUGGCACACAACUAUAUUGAGGAUGAAGGAGCUUUGGCACUGUCAAAGGCACUCAAGACCAACACAACUUUAGCCACUCUAGACUUGGCACAUAACUAUAUUACGGAUGAAGGAGCUCUGGCACUGUCAGAGGCACUCAAGAUCAACACAACUUUAACCAGUCUAGCCUUGGCACAUAACAACAUUAAGGAUAAAGGAGCUCUGGCACUGUCAGAGGCACUCAAGACCAACACAACAUUAACCACUCUAGAGUUGGCACAGAACAAGAUUACGGAUGAAGGAGCUCUGGUACUGUCAGAGGCACUCAAGACCAACACAACAUUAACUACUCUAGACUUGGCACACAACUUUAUUAAGGAUGAAGGAGCUCUGGCACUGUCAGAGGCACUCAAGACCAACACAACUUUAACCAGUCUGGCCUUGGCACACAACUAUAUUGAGGAUGAAGGAGCUUUGGUACUGUCAGAGGCACUCAAGACCAACACAACAUUAACCACUCUAGAGUUGACACAGAACAAGAUUACGGAUGAAGGAGCUCUGGUACUGUCAGAGGCACUCAAGACCAACACAACUUUAACCACUCUAGACUUGGCACACAACGACAUUACGGAUGAAGGAGCUCUGGCACUGUCAGAGGCACUCAAGAUCAACACAACUUUAACCAGUCUGGCCUUGGCACACAACAACAUUAAGGAUAAAGGAGCUCUGGCACUGUCAGAGGCACUCAAGACCAACACAACAUUAACCACUCUAGACUUGACAUAUAACUGUAUUAAGAUGGAAGUAGCUCUGGCACCGUCUGCGACACCCAAUAUCAUCAAAACUUUAACCUCCCUGGACUUAACAAACAGCAUUAAUGAGAAGGAUGCUCUUGAGAUGUCAGUGGAACGUAGGAUCAAUACGACUUUGGCCACUUUGAUGUUGGGGUAUAAACCAAUCAGAGAUGGAGGAGCUCUUGCACUGUCAGAAGCACUCAAGACCAACGCAACUUUAACCACUUUGGACUUGGACAUCUUAAUUGGGAAGGAAGGAGCUCUGGCACUGUCAGAGGCACUCAAGACCAAUACAACUUUAACCACUUUGAAAUUGAUGAACAACUCGUUUGGGGAUGAAGGAGUUCUCGCACUGUCAGAGGCACUGAAAUUUAAUACAACUUUAACCACUCUGAACUUGACAAACAAUGCUAUUGGGGAAAGGGAGGCUAUUGCACUCUCAAUAGGACUUACAACCAACAGAACUUUAAGCACUUUAGACCUGACAAGCAACUCAAUUGGAGACGAAGGAGCUCUUGCGCUGUCAGAGGCGCUCAAGACCAAUGCAACUUUAACCACCUUGAACUUGAUGAAUAACGAAAUUAGGAUUAAAGGGGUGCUGGCACUGUCAGAGGCGCUCAAAGCCAACACAGCUUUAACCACUUUGGACUUGGUGGACAACUCAAUUGGGGAUGAAGGAGCCCGAGCACUGUCAGAGGCACUCAUGAGCAAUACGACAUUGACUGCUUUGUACUUGGUGAGCAACAAAAUUGGGAUUAAAGGGGUACUUGUACUAUCAGAUGCACUUAAGACCAACACAACUUUAACCACUUUGGAUUUGAAGGGCAGCUCAAUUUGGGAUGAGAGAGCUCUUGCACUGUCCGAGGCACUCAUAGCCAACGCAUCUUUAACCACUUCGGACUUAUGGGACAGCUCAAUUGGGGAUAUAGGGGUCCUUGCACUGUCAGAGGCGCUCAGGACCAAUACGACUUUGACCACCUUGAGGUGGGGGUAUAACUCUAUUGGGAAUGAAGGAGCACUUGCACUGUCAGAGGUUCUUAAGGUCAACAAGACUAUAAUCAUUAUGGACUUGGAGGGCAACUCAAUCAAAGUUGAAGGGGCUACUGCACUCUCAGAGGCGCUCGAGACUAACACGGUUUUGACCGUUAUGAACUUGACCUACAAUCUUAUUGAGGAUGAAGGAGUUCUUGCACUGUCAAAAGCACUCAAGACCAAUACCUCUUUGACCACUCUGAGCUUAACGGGCAACGCAAUUGGAGAUGAAGGUGCCGUUGCAUUGUCAUAUGCACUCAAGGUCAACAAGACUUUGACCACAGUGGACCUGACAAGCAACUCAAUUGGAGAUAAAGGAGCUCAGGCAUUGUCAGAGGCACUAAUAACCAACAUAGCUUUGACCAUUCUGGACUUGUGGGACAACUCAAUUGGGGAUAAAGGAGCCCGGGCACUGUCAGAGGCACUCAUGAGCAACACGACAUUGACUGCUUUGUACUUGAAUGGGAAUCCAAUUGGUGAUGAAGGAGUUCUGACGCUGUUCAAGACACUCAAGACCAGCAGAUCUUUAACCACUCUGGAUUUGUUUGGCAAAAAUGGGAGUGAAUAA